CCUACCACCCACGACACGUGUUUGGCAGCUCAUCUCAACAUGGUGGUAGAGAUCAUUGCUGAAGUUUUAAGCAUUCCAGAGCCAGCAGCACGCUUUCUCUUUGGACUCUUAUUAACUUACCCGCUGGCAUUUAUUUAUCGUCCACUCAUAAUACCCUAUGCCUCAAAGAACACUCAGAGUAUUAUUUGUGCUGUUGGUGGGUUUGCUUUGCUACAGUAUGUUUUCGGCUUGUCUGCCUCUUUGCAUUUCUUGUUGGAUGUCAUUCUCGUCUAUUGUGUUUUUUUAUUAUUUGGAAAAGGGAGAGUUUCUCUAUUACUUACAUGGAUCAUUACUAUGGGUCACUUGACGUUUGGUUAUGUGAUUGUUAUAAGUUCUAAUCAAGUACAUCCUAUAUUCUGGACCAUACCUCAUUGUGUACUAGUCCUGAAGUUAAUAGGUACAU
Molecule: messenger RNA, 442 nt
Organism: Amphimedon queenslandica
Lineage: Eukaryota; Metazoa; Porifera; Demospongiae; Haplosclerida; Niphatidae
Product: lysophospholipid acyltransferase 5-like
Exons: 5
Biological process (GO): phosphatidylcholine biosynthetic process; lipid modification
Cellular component (GO): membrane
Molecular function (GO): 1-acylglycerophosphocholine O-acyltransferase activity; lysophospholipid acyltransferase activity
Source: RefSeq, a predicted model, not a curated record